Molecule: messenger RNA, 3237 nt
Organism: Moesziomyces antarcticus
Lineage: Eukaryota; Fungi; Basidiomycota; Ustilaginomycetes; Ustilaginales; Ustilaginaceae
Product: acetyl-CoA synthetase-like protein
Exons: 1
Coding region: 1-3237 (1078 amino acids)
Source: RefSeq, a predicted model, not a curated record
AUGGGCUCGAUAUCGGCGGACCGACCGCCGUACCUGACGCUGACCAUCUCGCAGGCCCUCUCUCUUGAGCCGCCACCUGCACCGGAGCCGCGCCAGCAUGAAUCGGUCAACGCCAUGCUGGACACGCGUGCCGAGCAUAUGCCGCACAAGCUCGCAGUCGGCUUCACCUCGCUCAAGGACAAAGAUUGGCACUGCGAGUCGCUCACGUAUGCACAGGUCCGUGCACUCGCCAUCAAGACCGCGCACGACCUCCAGGCAUCCCUACCGCCCAGAUGCACAAAUGCAAAGUCGCCGAAUGGGACGCCGCUCGUGGCGGUCCUUGCGCCGUCCGGGCUCGAUCUGUUCGCCCACAUUGUGGCGCUGUGGCGGUUGGGGUACGGCGUACUAUGCAUUGCGCCAGGAUCGCCCGCCGAGGCCAUAGCGAACUUGCUGCGUCUCACAGAGACCACGGGGGUGCUGGCGCAUGCGUCGCAGCUCACGCCUGCGCGGGCUGCUAUCGAUACCUUGGGGGAUGAGCAGGCUCACGUGGUGGAGAUGCUCCGUGCGUCGACCGACGGUUUAGACCAAGAGGACGGAAGGAGCUGGGAGACCACCGCGGGCGAGGACGUGUUGGUGACGAUGCAUACGAGCGGAUCGUCCGGAUUGCCCAAACCGAUCUAUCAGCUGAACCGGUUCUGGACCGCGUCGAUGCUCACUGCCCCCGGGCGCGAGCUGUGUGCGUUUACCACCACGCCGCUCUUUCACGGCGGAAUGUCGGACCUGCUGCGCUCGAUCCAGGCAGGCUCGACGAUCUUCUUUCAUCCGACCGCCGAUCCGGGCGCGCUGUCGACGGCUGCCAUCUGCCGAGCCAUCGACGCGUGUCCGCAUCGCCCGGCGUACUUUCUCUCGGUGCCGUACAUUCUCGACAUGAUGUUCACCGAUGCAGCGGGCGAAGGCGCGGAGGCACUGGUGGGGAUGCAGCUCGUGAGCACCGGUGGUGCGCCUCUGCCGCAGCAGCUGGGCGACCAGAUGGUAGCAGCGGGGGUGCGGCUCGUCAGUCGGCUCGGCAGCUCCGAGUGCGGAUUCCUCAUGUCGUCUUGGCGCGACUUUGCGAGCGAUAGCGAGUGGAACUCGCUGCGCAUCCCCGAUAUCCUCGGCCAAAAAAUGCUCCGCUUCGAGCCUCAAGACCCCUCCGCCAGCGGGGGGCUGUACGAGCUCAUCGUCGAUGCGGAAUGGCCCACAAAGCUCGUGUCCAACCGGGAGGACGGAGGGUACGCGACGUCGGACCUGUAUGCGCCGCACGACUCGCUGCCCAAUACGUGGCGCUACGACUCGCGCUCGGACGACACGCUCGUCCUCGUGUCCGGCAAAAAAGCCACUGCACCCGUGGGCGAAACGCGGCUCAAAGCAGUACCUUUCGUAUCGGAGGCGAUCGUGUUUGGUGCCAACCGCGCCAUCCUCGGUGCGCUCGUAUUCGUCACCCCACAGGCAGCUGGCGAAGGCGCGUUCGAUGACGCGGCGCAGAUCGCGCUGCUGAGGCAGUUGCAGCCGGUGCUGGCGCAGAUCAAUGCCGCCUCGCCGCCACAUGCGCAACUGGCGCUCGAGAUGGUAAGGCUGCUCCCGCCGAGCGAGGCGGCCAGCAUCCCGCGCGCGAGCAAGGGAUCGCUCCAGCGCGGCCGUGCGUACGUGCACUUUGCACCGCUCAUCGACCAAGUCUACGCGGACUUCGAGGAGGGCCGCUCGCUGCGUGUCCCACCCGCCGGCCAGACCGUUGGCGGCAAACAGGCGCUGGAGGGCGAAAAGCUGGUGGCGUGGCUCGUGGACACGGUGGAGCGGAUCAAUGGCACAAGGCUGGCGCAGGACGCGGAUGUGUUUGUGGCGGGAGUCGACUCGAUCCAGUCGGCGCGCAUUCGUGCUGCGGUGCACCAGAAUGUCGAGCUCGGCGAUAAACUGCUGGGCCGUAACGCGGUGUAUGAGCAUCCGACACUGGCGCUGCUUGCACAACACAUCAGCGACGUCCGCAACGGCAACGAUGGAGACGCAACCACGCGCCAAAGCCGCGAGCUAGAGCUCAUGCAUCAACUCGUCGCCAAGUAUUCGCGGUCAAAGCCCGCCUCCCUACGGCAAGAAGCUGGGGGCGUCGGCACACUGUUCAUCCUGACGGGCGUGACAGGUGGAUUGGGAGCGCAGCUUCUGGACCGCGUACUCUCGCAGUGCAGUGGCGAGGACCACACUGUCUGCCUCGUGCGCGCCUCGAACGACGCUACCGCCCGCGACCGUGUGCUUGCAUCGCUCGAUUCGCGAUUCCUGAGCCAAGCUCGUGGGGUCGUCGAGACGGAUCGGGUCGAAUGUCUGGCUGCCGAUCUAUCGCGCCGCGGUUGCGGGCUUCGCGCGGGGUUGAGCCGGCAACACGGCCGCGUGGUGACGAUCCACGCCGCCUGGUCGGUCAACUUUGUCGCGGGCCUGUCGAGCUUUGAGGCGGACAACAUUGCGGGUGUAGCGCAUCUGCUCGAUCUGCACGACUCGCUCCCCUGCGCAGCAGCCGCUGAUUCGGCGUUUGUAUUUUGUUCCUCCGUUGCCUCCAUCCUUGCCAACCCCGGCGAUGGCGGGGGAUUCGCGGAGAAUGUUUCGCGCGAGGCAGGAGAUGCGGUGGCAAUGGGGUAUGCACGCAGCAAGUGGGUUGCGGAGCAACUCAUCGCGCGCCAUCCGGGGACCGGAGGACAGUAUGCAGCGGUGCGGAUCGGACAGCUUUGUUCCGAUACAGCUCAUGGUGUGUGGAACCAGAGUGAAGCAUGGCCGAUCCUGAUCCAGAUCAGCCAGGCCGUCGGAUGCUUUCCCGUCCUCAAUGAGCGUCUGGACUGGAUCCCUACGGACGUAGCCGCACAGACGGUGCUCGAUAUCGCCCUCUCCGCAUCGGACAAGGUGUACAACGUCGCACAACCGACCACAGCUUCGCAGCACGAUGCGGCAGGGUGGGACGAGCUGUACAAAUGGCUCGCCGAGGAUCUGCAUCUCGAGCUCGUUCAGCCUCUGGCGUGGCUCGAGGCAGUGCGACGCUCCGACUGCGACUCGCGCGGACUGCUAGCGCUGUGGGAACGCAACUUCGCCCGCACUCCCGACGCCGACGCACCGCGUUUCGUGUGCGACAAGGCGCUGGCUCUCAGCAACGCCCUGCGCGCCUGGGGCCAAGACGGCGUAGACGCCCCUCUCAUCCAUAGAACCGUCCAGCACUGGCGCAGCAUCGGCUUCCUCAAAUGA